CUCAUCCUCCGCUACGCCUCCUUCAACUCCCCCGCCGCCUCCCGCCGCCUCUUCGACCUCACCGUCCCUUAUUCCCGCACCGCCUUCCUCCACAACACUCUCAUCAGAGCCUUCUCCAUCGCUCAAUUCGACGAUCGCUUCCGGACUUACAAUCACAUGGUCCGCACCGGCGUCCGCCUCGACGAUCACACCUUUCCGUUCGUCUUCAAAGCCUGUUCGGAUUCCAUGGAGGUCAAGAAGGGGCUGGAGGUUCACGGCGUAGUGGUUAAGCUAGGGUUUGAUUCGGAUGUUUACGUAGGGAACACGCUUCUUUCGUUUUACGGCAACUGCGGGAAACUAGGGGACGCACGGAAGGUGUUUGAUGAAAUGCCUGAGAGAGAUGCGGUGUCGUGGAACACGAUUAUUCGGGUUUUUGCAGUGAAUGGGGGAUAUGUUGAGGCCUUGCAUUGUUACAGGGAGAUGAGUUUGGGGGUUUGGUGUAGGCCGAAUGUUGUUAGUGUUGUUAGUGUGUUGCCGGUUUGCGCUGAGCUUGCGGAUGAGGUGAUGGCGGUGCAGAUACAUUGCUAUGUUGUGAAGUCGGGGUUGGGUACGCAGGUGACUGUUGGAAAUGCGUUGGUGGAUGUGUAUGGGAAGUGUUGGAAUGUGAAGGCGUCGAAGCAGGUAUUUGAUGAGAUGAGUGAGAGGAAUGAGGUUUCGUGGAAUGCAGCGAUUACUGGUCUUUCUUAUGUGGGGAAUAAUGCAGGAGCAUUGAAGAUGUUUAGGUCGAUGAUUGAUGUAGGGGUUAAGCCGAACUCUGUCACCAUUUCCAGCAUGUUGCCAGUUUUGGUGGAACUAGAGUUAUUUGGGGUUGGUAAAGAACUCCAUGGUUUCUGUGUAAAAAUGGGUAUUGAAUCAGAUGUUUUUAUUGCCAACUCGUUAAUUGAUAUGUAUGCCAAAUCAGGCCAUUCGUAUGAGGCAUCCAAUGUGUUCCGAGAGAUGGAUGAAAGGAAUAUUGUUUCUUGGAAUGCCAUGAUUGCUAAUUUUGCUCAAAACAGGCUUGAGUUGGAAGCAGUUGGACUUGUGAGACAAAUGCAAGCUGAUGGUGAAAUUCCCAAUUCUGUCACCAUCACAAAUCUUCUUCCCGCUUGUUCAUGGUUGGGUUCACUUCGGCUUGGGAAAGAAAUUCAUGCAAGGACAAUUCGCAUGGGAUCUGUCUCUGAUUUGUUUGUCUCUAAUGCUCUGACAGACAUGUACGCAAAAUGUGGCUGGCUAGAUCUUGCUCGAAAUAUCUUUAACAUUUCCCUUAGAGAUAAGGUGUCCUACAACACACUGAUAAUUGGUUAUUCCCAGACAACAGAUUGCUCUGAAUCUCUAAGUUUGUUUUCAGAAAUGAAGCAGGUGGGCAUGAUGCAUGACACUGUUUCAUUUGUGGGAGUUAUAUCAGCUUGCACAAAUCUGACCGCUAUCAAGCAAGGCAAAGAGAUUCAUGGAUCUGUAAUAAGAAAUCUUUUUGACUGUCAUCUCUUUGUUGCAAACUCACUUUUGGAUUUCUAUACCAAAUCUGGCCGGAUUGAUCUUGCUACUAAGGUCUUUGACCGCAUUCCCAAUAAGGAUGUAGCCUCUUGGAAUACUAUGAUUUUGGGAUAUGGAAUGCUAGGUGAGCUUGACACUGCAAUCAGUUUCUUUGAAGCAAUGAGGGAAGAUGGUGUAGAAUAUGAUUCAGUUUCAUACAUUGCAGUUUUGUCAUCUUGUAGUCAUGGAGGGUUAGUUGAAAAGGGCAAAAGAUACUUUGAGGGGAUGCUGGCACAAAAUAUCGAGCCUACACAACAGCACUACGCUUGCAUGGUUGAUCUCCUUGGCCGAGCUGGCCUCAUGGAAGAAGCAAUAAAACUUAUUAAUGGCAUGCCAAUUGUACCAGAUGCCAACAUUUGGGGUUCUUUACUUGGGGCAUGUCGAAUCCAUGGGAAUAUAGAAUUGGCGAGUUGGGCAGCCGAGUAUCUAUUUAAGUUAAAACCUGACCAUUGUGGGUACUAUAUACUGCUUUCUAACAUGUUUGCAGAAGCAGGUAGAUGGGAAGAUGUAAAGAGGGUGAGGGAAUUGAUGAAAUCAAGGGGAUUGAAGAAAAAUCGUUCUUACAGCUGGGUUCAGAUUCGAGAUGAAGUCCAUGCUUUUGGAGUUGGAGAGAGACUGGAGAGACUGAAUUCAGAUUGCUUGCUGGCAGAAUCCUAA
This is a messenger RNA of Fragaria vesca subsp. vesca, 2208 nucleotides long. Its product is annotated as pentatricopeptide repeat-containing protein At5g16860-like. Bases 157 to 2208 code for a protein of 683 amino acids. Gene Ontology annotation, biological process: RNA modification. NCBI's taxonomy places the organism in Eukaryota, Viridiplantae, Streptophyta, Magnoliopsida, Rosales, Rosaceae. Gene Ontology annotation, molecular function: RNA binding; protein binding. The transcript has a single exon. The record is from RefSeq and is a predicted model, not a curated record.